Molecule: messenger RNA, 366 nt
Organism: Mesorhabditis belari
Lineage: Eukaryota; Metazoa; Nematoda; Chromadorea; Rhabditida; Rhabditidae
Source: the annotation of a GenBank genome assembly
AUGUGCACUCUUGAGGUCAGCCUUCGUCCAUUCAUCCAAUCGAUCGAGAAAGCCGGAGUCGAUCACGACAACAAUGCCUACGACAAUCACUACUUCGAGAACGCGCUUGUGAUCGAUGACAAGAAGAAGACCGUGCUCGUUGGACGUGCUGAAGUCAGCGCCACAUUCGCUUCGUGGAAAGAGUUGGGUAAAUUCAAGAUUCAGGCAUCGAAUGAAUCUUUCUCGGGAAGCGCUGACAUCAUUCGUUAUGCUGCUCGACAGGCACUCGAGUUCGAGAGUGGAAAGAAUAUGACUUUCGAUGUUGUUCAGUAUUGGCGUCGUGACGGCGAUUGUUAUUUGAUCGAGGUCGAGCGUUAUCACGAGAUC